Messenger RNA from Salvia hispanica, 945 nucleotides. NCBI's taxonomy places the organism in Eukaryota, Viridiplantae, Streptophyta, Magnoliopsida, Lamiales, Lamiaceae. The record is from RefSeq and is a predicted model, not a curated record.
UAGUCUUCAGAUUUUGUUUCCAUAAUUGUGAUCGGGAAGAUGUUUUCAAUUUUGCGUUCUUAUUUUCAUUGAUUACCUCUUCAAUUGCUGUGAAAAUUUGCUUCGAUGGAAUCUGUAGCAAAUAACGAAGGUAUGUACAUUCCUGUUUGUGAUGAUGCUUUGAAGCCAAUGAUUGGUAUGAAAUUCAAUACAUUAGUAGAAGCAGUUGGUUUCUAUGAACAUUAUGCUCGUUCAGUUGGUUUUGGCAUUCGUAAAAUGGGUAACAAAUCAGUUCAAGGUAUUACUAAGUGGCAGUAUUUGGCUUGCAACAGACAAGGCUCUAAGAAUUUUAUACCUGGUCAUGCAUCCCAAUCAACUGAAGUGUCUUUUAAGAAGCGUAGGUGUCGGUCAUUUAGGUGUGAAUGUCUUGCUAAGCUCAAUUUGAGAUAUUAUUCAGAUGGCAAGAGCAGAGGAUAUGAGGUUUAUCAGUUUGUUGAGUAUCAUAAUCACUUAAUGGUUGCGGAUGAGCAUAGGCAUUUUAUGAUGGCCAAUCGCAAUCUGGAUCCUAUUCAUCGGAGGUUUAUGGAGGAUUGUGGCAGGUGUAAUAUUGGUCCCACUCUCACAUUCAAACUUUUGAAGGAGAUAAUGGGUGGACCUGAAAAUGUUGGAUGUGAUAUUAUUGAUAUUAGAAAUGGUUAUCGUGAUAUUAUGUCCAAUAUUGAUGGUUCAGAUGCUCAAAUGAUUUUUGAUUAUAUGCGUUCUCAAAAGGAAUCAUCUGAUGCCUUCUAUUAUGAAAUUGAGAUAGGAUCUCAUGGAAAGUUAACUAGACUCUUUUGGGCUGAUGCUAUUUCAAGACGAAAUUAUCAUAUGUUUGGAGAUGUAAUUUCAUUUGAUUCAACAUACAACACUAACAGGUAUAUUACUUUUGUUGCUAAUAGACAUAAAAUGAUACUUUUUAUUGCUUGA